UCCGGUGUAAUUACAAUUAUAACCUUACUGUUUUUUUUUCCUUCCGUUAGCCCUAUAAGAAGAAGCUCUCGCCGGCGUCUUUACGCCGUCGGCAUCGUACCGUCGUACACCUUGGAGUCCAUCCUUCGUCUAUUGAGAGUAGCCUUUAAGCUCAAAAGGGAUGAGCAACUCACAGUUUCCUCCGCCUGCUUCUCCAUCUCCAGCGACUUCACUAGCUUCUUCAUCUCCAUCUCCGGCGAGUUUAUCAUCAUCAUCGAUGAGGUUAUGGAGACCAGCUGCUCAGCGUAAUCUUAGGAACCAAUGGUCAAAGCUGUCAACUUGUCGGCAACAGUGGCUCGCCGCUAGUUCCGGCGGAAAAUCUCACGCUACUUCGCUCGUCAAUGCGUAUCUCUCCCAAACGUUUGUGCCAACUAUGAAGUUUGGUGUGUUGAGUGACAUGGUUGGUAUCAAGGACAAGACUUUGAAUAAGUUGUCUAAGCAACAGAGUUCGUAUCGGAUCAAGCUUCUAUCUUCCUACAAGGAAAUGGUAGGUGUUGUUGUUGAGAUGGUGAAUGUGAGUUCAUCUCUCAGAUGUUAUAUGAAGCCGAGUAGCGGGUCAAUUAUACAGUUCUCUGGCUCUAAGGAAAGUUGUGAUGAUGCUGGAGAUUGCGGUGGCAUCCCUGUGUUUAACUUUUUGAAUGUCUCUGCAUUUGAGAAGAUGGCCGAUGAGCUUGUGGAGAUGUUCAAACGCGAAGUAAUGCUAAAGAGAUUAAUCGUAAUGGAACUGGUUUCUUUAAGCUGUGAAGUUCCUCAACCGGUGAAGCCUAGUUGGUCAGCUGAGAUUUACCAUGGGGAAUUUGAUGAUCUCUCCAAAUGUUCUUUAUAUUCCAUUGAGCCAAUUCUCCCCAGACUGAGAGAAGAUAAUCUCGGUAUUACUCCUAUAUCGCAUACCCACCAGCCAACAUCGGAAGUAUUGCAGAUUUACUUGACAACUUGGCUUGCAGAGGUUAACAACGACACCCAUAGGAUUGAUGAGAUAUUAGCCACUGUGGGGGAAGAAAUUAAACUCGCCUUCUAAAGUUUGAAAGCUAUUCGUUAGUCCGGCGUCUGGUUAAGUUUCUGUGGACUUCAUUCAAAGCAUGUCUGCUUCUACAAAGCACUAAGUUACUUGAGGGACAGAGACGGAGACAGAUUUUUAAAAUCUUUACUUUUUUUUUGUUUACUGGAAACCAUAGGUUGUAACCUUAUGGGAUUUUUUUUUGUUAUGAGCAAUUCUUCUUUACUAAGUAUACAACUGACUUGGAAUAAUCGUGUGAUGAUGAAUACAUUAAUUAUACA
Messenger RNA from Raphanus sativus (radish), 1317 nucleotides. RefSeq lists its product as uncharacterized. The transcript is spliced from 8 exons. The coding region runs from base 161 to 1057 and encodes 298 amino acids. NCBI's taxonomy places the organism in Eukaryota, Viridiplantae, Streptophyta, Magnoliopsida, Brassicales, Brassicaceae. The record is from RefSeq and is a predicted model, not a curated record.